Messenger RNA from Gamsiella multidivaricata, 2035 nucleotides. RefSeq lists its product as uncharacterized. The record is from RefSeq and is a predicted model, not a curated record. The transcript has a single exon. Bases 105 to 1949 code for a protein of 614 amino acids. NCBI's taxonomy places the organism in Eukaryota, Fungi, Mortierellomycota, Mortierellomycetes, Mortierellales, Mortierellaceae.
CUUUGUUAUAGACCGGUCUCCAUAUUUGCUCAUUCACGGUCUAUUUCAACGCUGUGAGAGCCAAGGAUUUUUAGGGACACGACCUACGCUGUGCACGUACAUGGAUGCACCCACACGUCCUCAUGCCUUUCGACAAACUUCAAUGCACUGCGUCUCCAUCGUCCACCAUCAGCUCAUCAAUCCGUGCGGAAACAUCCAGCUCCGAGUUCGACAUAAAGGAACGAGCACCAGCGGCAAGUGUAUCGGCCAUGGGGAUGACGACCAUAGCCUCAGCGCCCACAAGAGCAAGGAAGUUAAGACCCCCGCUUCCUUUUCGAUAUCCAGCAGCAGGUACAUCAGGAUCAGAACAUGAUGCCACCAUAGUCCGGAUGAUCGACAAUGGCCAUUCCUGGGCCGAAAUCGAAGAAAUUGCAGGAGAGGGAGCCUUUGAUCGAUAUUACCACUCCUUGGAUCCUGACCUUGAAUCGUACUGGAGCAUCGAGGCCAUCGCCAAGCUGGACAGCAUUGUUCAGGGCUUUCUCGCAGUAGCACCAAUAACCACGCAAGCUGGAGAUGACAGUGUCGAUGUAGGUGAGGGGCUGUCUUGGGAAAAGAUAUCAGACGAUAUAGGAUCAACAAUGCCCGGUAUCUGCAUGUAUGUCUGGACUACAUUUGGAAAUGGAAGACCGCUCUCAGAGGAGGAAAAAACUAUUGAAGCAGAGCAAGAGCGGAAACGCAUUGCGGAAAACGAGAUGGAACAGGCGCAGUUAGCUGAGGCUAAGAAAAGGGCACGGCUUGAAGAGGAAGCUGAGAAGGGAAGGUCGCGAUUGACAGAGGUCGGGAAACAUAAGAUAUGGCUGGCAGAGGAAGCAGAAAAGGAAAAGUCACGGCAAGCAGCGGAGGCAGAGAAAGAGAAGGCGCGCUUGGCAAAGAAGAAGGCAAGGCAGAAGUCACGGCUAGCAAAGGUACAGGAGGCAGAGAUGAAACGGAAAGCGGCAUUACGAAGGGCAAGGCUCGUGACCAGCGACGACGACGAGGAUGAUGAGGACGACGAAGGAAUCGGUGUCUCUUCAGCCAUUGAGUAUCGCGUGAAUAAUGCCUCCACUACUCUGGGGUCCUCGAGAGGCCUCUCUCUCCGGCUGCGUAACAAGCACCCUUCAACUUCAUGGACGAUGCAUCAUCACAAUAAGGAUUUUACCCAUCCAACUCUCGCGGAUCUCAUACCGACAAAGUAUCCAAGGACGCAGACAACUGAGACCAUAGCCAGCGUGGGAAAGGCGAGAGCGUUAACGAUGGGGGAUAUCGACGACAGCCGCCUAUGGCGGACUCGUAGCCGGGCGCAAAUGCAGAAGCAGAUUGAUGCGAGAGCUCUAAUGGAGGGCCUUGCGCGGAAACAGCAGGUGGAGGCAGAUCAGCGGCAACGUGAGCUCGAAAAAAUGCUUGAUGGUCAGAAGGCACUCAAGGUUGCGAGUGAGAGGAGGAGGCAGGAAUCCAGACUGUGCCCAAUAUCUAGCUUAUCGAUGGGUACUCAACUGACGACUACGGAUCUCGAGAACCAGGACACCCAAGCGCCCGGUAACCAUCUUGGAUCGCAAACUCAUAAGCGGCAGAGGAUUCUCUCUGGACAGAAGAAUCAUAGAUGGCUACAGAGAUACUCAACUCCCCCGAUCGCAGUAGCUCCAUUGGUUGUCGACCUCACAAAGGAUACAAAGGACGCGGAAUCAGGCCACAAUACCGUUCCAAGCUAUGCUCAGCAGAUAUCAUUCCCCCUGAGGCCUUUCUGGGCGCCUUCCCCAAACACAAACCCAUACUACGAUGUCUUGACAUGGACGGCUGAGGACAUCAAGAAGAUGUGGAGCAGUUGGCUGCAGGUUGGCGACAACUGGGACCUAAUUUCUAAGCAUGCGCUUCAAGGAAGACACUCUCCGCAUGCAUGUCAAGCCUUUGUCAUGGGAAGGGGCUUUGUCUGACGCCCCGUCAACAAAUGUGUGCUGGCAGGAUUUUAACUUAAAAUAUAGAUUGAUGGGCCAGUUAUAUCCAUGUAUUAUAAGAUAGA